Messenger RNA from Chinchilla lanigera (long-tailed chinchilla), 1099 nucleotides. RefSeq names its product CD3g molecule, gamma (CD3-TCR complex) (gene Cd3g). The transcript is spliced from 7 exons. Gene Ontology annotation, cellular component: external side of plasma membrane; alpha-beta T cell receptor complex; membrane. The record is from RefSeq and is a predicted model, not a curated record. Bases 219 to 755 code for a protein of 178 amino acids. Gene Ontology annotation, biological process: positive thymic T cell selection; cell surface receptor signaling pathway. Gene Ontology annotation, molecular function: transmembrane signaling receptor activity. Lineage: Eukaryota; Metazoa; Chordata; Mammalia; Rodentia; Chinchillidae.
CCCUGCACCCUUCAACGGAAAAGCAAAAGGCAUGCACACCUGCAGCCCUGCUGAGGCCCCUGCAGGCCACACUCAAAGCGAGGGUGGAGGCAGUGUGUUCCUGCCUUCUCUCAGGGGCCCAGCCUUAGGGUGCUGGGCGGAGCCGGGCUAGGUGCUGCGCAGGAUGCUGGCCAGGAGGGGCUGCUCUGCAGUUCUGCUUGGGAAGGACAGAGACUGACAUGGAGCAGGGGAAGGGCCUGGCAGGCCUUAUCCUGAUGGUCAUUCUUCUCCACGGUACCAAGGCCCAGAAACAAGAGAUCGAUAUAAAAGUGGAUGACAAAGGAGAUGGUUCUGUACAUCUGAUUUGUAACUUGAAAGGCAAAAAUUUUGAAUGGUUUAAAGAUGGGAAUAUGAUAAACUCCACAAAUUCAAAUAAAAACACAUGGAAUCUGGGAAGUAGUACCAAGGACCCUCGAGGGAGAUAUCACUGUCAAGCUACAGGGAAAACUUCAAAGCAACUCCAAGUAUAUUACAGAAUGUGUCAGAACUGCAUUGAGCUGAGCCCAGCCACCAUAUCCGGCUUUGUCUUUGUUGAAAUCAUCAGCACUUUCUUCCUUGCCGUUGGGGCCUACUUCAUUGCUGGACAGGAUAGAGUUCGCCACUCCAGAGCUUCAGACAAGCAGACUCUGCUGCCCAGUGACCAGCUCUAUCAGCCCCUCAAGGAUCGGGAAGAUGACCAGUACAGUCACCUUCAAGGAAACCAACUGAGGAAGUGAGCCCAGCAGUCAGAGCAGGUGUUCUCCCUUUUCUCCAGUUCUCAGAAUUAAAACACCGUAUUUGGAGAGCUCCCAGCAGAGAGCGUUUUCAGCCCUGAGCUUCCCUCAGUUUCACAGAGGUGACAAAUGGUGAAGGCAAUCAAAACAAAGUUUAGUUUUUUUUCUCAAAAUAAAAUAGAAGUCAGCGCCGAGGGCGUUGCUUAGCGACAGAGCACUUGCCUAGCCUGUGUGACACCCUGGGUUCCAGCCUCAGCCAGCGGGAGGCAGUGUGGUAUUUCAGGAACGCCACCUACUGGGGGAGAUUGUCCAAAAAAUAAAAUAAAAUAAAAAGCACAAGUAACCCA